Messenger RNA from Daphnia magna, 1881 nucleotides. RefSeq lists its product as uncharacterized. Lineage: Eukaryota; Metazoa; Arthropoda; Branchiopoda; Diplostraca; Daphniidae. The transcript has 7 exons. Gene Ontology annotation, molecular function: protein dimerization activity. The record is from RefSeq and is a predicted model, not a curated record. Bases 1 to 1881 code for a protein of 626 amino acids.
AUGCAACGACGAUCCCGUGCCCAUAAAGGGGCCAGCCUUACCAACAGGGCUAGCUCGAGUUCGAUGCCAGAACCUAGAGCUGAUAAUGAAGAAGAUGAUUGUGAAACACUCAAUGAAGCUUUAUUAGAUGAACCUGAGUCUGAAACUGUAUCUGAAGCUGCACCUCAGACUCCAAAAGACUCUGUGGCCAUGCCAGAUAGCCAAUGUGUGAAGUGGCCAGCUUAUCGCUGCCACUUCUAUUCAAACUGGAGAAAGACUAAGGAGCGAGUCUAUGCAAAGUGCAACCUCUGCCUUGACAACAAGUACCACAUGGGCAUCAAGAGCUCAUUUUCCAACUUUAUUCGACACCUCCAAAGAUUCCACAAAGAAGAAUGGGAUUCUUUUGAGUCCUCUAAGGAGUCGAAGCAACCAUCAAUCAGGUCAUUUGUCUCCCCUCGAGUUCCCAGCCGUGGAAGGAAGGUGCAGCUGGAUAGGCUUCUGUGCCAGAUGGUGAUUACGGACAAUCUUCCGCUCAAUAUUGUCAGGAGGCAAGGCUUCCGAUCGUUAAUUUCGGCUUUGUACCCUGAUUACAAAAUACCGUCCCCAGAAAAACUCCGAAAGCUUAUCGAUGAGCUUUUUGAAGAAACGAAGGCUGCAUUAAGGGAUAAGCUGGAACGUGUCAAUUCCACCUCCAUUAUAAUGGACUUGUGGUCUUCGAAAACUAUGCGGGGGUACCUAGGCAUUUCCUGCACGGGCGUGACCGAGGAUUACGAGCCGUUCAACGCUUUCUUAAGUCUACGGCCUAUGCAAGGCAGGCAUACCGGUGCAGCAAUUUUUGCCGAGUAUGAGUCGAUUGUGAAAGAAUGGAAUAUUACCAACAAGGUCAUCCGUGUCAUGACAAGUAACACAUCGAACAUGAAGUCUGCUUUCUCUACCAGUCUACCCAGCUGGGAGGCUGCACCAUCUCGCGGUGGAAUGCCUAUGACCGACAACACUGACGAGUGUGACGAUGAUGACGACGAUGACGACGAUGUUGACGGAUGGGUUGACUUGGAAUUGGAGAUCGACGAGUGGAACUCUCAAUAUCAUCUCAUCGAAAAGCUUAUGCAAGCCAUCGAAAUCUGCCCCUCACUCCAAGAAAAGUUGAACGCCUGCAAGAAGCACGGCAGUUUGUCCCAGAGUCAGAUUAAGAUGCUUAAAGAGCUUCUACUUCUUCUUGGACCAAUCAAACAAGCCACUGAUGCUUUCCAGAAAGCCAAUGAGACCAUCGGACUUGUCAUCCCCGCCUAUUUGGAUGUGUCAAAUAGAGUAACUCUAGAUCCGAAGCUCAAUCCAGAUUGCAGUGUCAUCACCUCGAAAGAAUGCAGGAAGGUUGCCGAAGCAUUGAAAACUUCUAUCGUCGAGCGUAUGAAUGGUUGUCUCAAGGACAAUUUCUCUGUUCUAGGGGCCACGUUGGACCCAAGAUUCAAAUCGAAGUGGAUUCAGUCAUCUGGUCUUGUCGAGAACGAUCUCUUGCAGUCCAUUAGAUCCGAACUGGAAUACCGAUACAAACAUUUGCGAGACUCCCAAGAAAUUCAAGAGGGCACAGCAGGUAGGGCAAUGAAUUCACCUCCGUCUAAGCGCCAAACCUUGACUCGGGCUCUAUUUUCAACGGUCAUCCAGAAAAGGGCUCAGUCUGCUAGCGCAUCAAAGGUCCUUGAUGAAUUUGAAUUCUACCUCUCAGAACCAGUGUACCAGUCAAGUGGUUCAUAUUUUCCUGACAAUGAUUGUACUUCUGACUUGCGCUUUAGUCCCUUGGGUUAUUGGAAAGUAAACGCCCAUCGAUUCCCGUUGUUGGGUUUGAUAGCAAGGGAGCUCUUCGGGGUGCCCGCUUCCGCGAGGAGAGAUCGAACGGGUCUUUAG